CUGGUAGCAGUAGCAGGUCUAUAAAAACCUCGCCACUUGCUCGCUCAGGGUGUCAGACAGACGUAGCCACUUACCGAGAUCUGAGCUUUUGAGGAUUGUACAUAUCACACUUCAUACAGGAGCUAUUCACCAUGUCUCACGGCUGGGGCUACGGACCUACCAAUGGACCAGACAAGUGGAGUGAGGGCUUCCCCAUCGCAAAUGGACCAAGGCAGUCACCUAUUGAUAUCAUCCCUGGCCAGGCGCCUCACGACCCUUCUCUGAAGGCACUCAAACUUAAAUAUGACCCUGGCACCUCUCAAAGCAUUUUGAACAAUGGUCAUUCCUUCCAAGUUGAUUUUCUGGAUGAGGAAGACAAAUCAACUCUGACUGGAGGGCCCAUCACAGGCACAUACAGACUGAGGCAGUUCCACUUCCACUGGGGGGCCAGUGACGACCGUGGCUCUGAGCACACAGUAGCCGGCACCAAGUUCCCCUGUGAGCUCCAUUUGGUUCACUGGAACACCAAAUACCCCAGCUUUGGUGAAGCUGCCAGCCAGCCCGAUGGCCUUGCUGUGGUUGGAGUAUUUUUGAAGAUUGGUGCUGCCAACCCAAACCUUCAGAAGGUCAUCGAUGCUAUGGAUGCCAUCAAACAUAAGGGUAAGCAGACACCAUACCCAGCCUUUGACCCCAAAAUCCUUCUGCCUGGUUCCCUGGAUUACUGGACGUAUGAUGGCUCCCUGACCACACCCCCACUUCUGGAGAGUGUCACCUGGAUCGUCCUCAGGCAACCAAUCAGCGUCAGCCCUGCCCAGAUGGCUAAGUUCCGAAGCCUGCAGUUCUCUGGCGAGGGAGAGGCUGGCUGCUGCAUGCAGGACAACUACAGACCCCCGCAGCCCCUGAAGGGCAGGAAGGUCCGUUCCUCCUUCAAGUAAAAAAUGUCCACCGCCAUUCUCACCUUAGACCACCUGUGAACCAGCCAGAGUGCCCUAGAACCAAGCCAAUUUAGGCAUUUCUUUUUAUACUUGCCCCAUAGAUACAUCUAUCAUGUUACUGGCAAGGAUGAAAAGCACUGAUGUCAUAGCUUAGUUUGCCUUUGUUUCCCUUUUUUUUAGUUUUACUGAAUGUGCUUUUAGAUGCCUGUUCCAUGUCUGUAAUUGUAUUUUGUUUCUCAAGGUAUGUAGAAUUGGAUGUUUUUGAAAUAGUUUAUAUCGUUUUGAGUCUGAAAAUCUGGCAUGUUACGAGUGGGAAACAGUAAAACCGCUAGAUAUGAAGAGAAAAAUUGGUACAAAAAUAGCACGAUGCGGCUGAUGAAAUAUCUGCUGGCAUGGCCAUGUGCCUCAGUGCUUUAUCCUGACCCUCCGUAAUCCCUGAGGGGGCAAAUGUGAGGCUCACAUCAGAUUAACGUUGUGGCUCUGCCAAUUUUGGACGUGGCCUUUUUUUUCCCAUUCAGUAACUGUCAGUGGAGGGCACUUAAUUCAUCCUCAGACCAUCUUUGUAGUCACUUCAUGUGCUCUCCAGAUUGAAAAUAAUAGGUAGCUAUGAUACAUCUGCCUACGGGGCUUUAAACAUAAUAAUUGCUGGACUCUCCAAGUGAUCCUUUUAAAAAGUGUUCCGUGUGUCUUAAACCAUGAUGCAAGAGUAAGGGGGAGAAUGUGUGAUGAAUUCGAGAAGCUGAGUCUUAUAUACACAUGCAUACGAAUUUUACUGAUUGUAGUAUUAACAUAAAACAAACAAGGACUUUUAGGUGUUAAUGAUUACUUGUGUUUUAGUAUUUUGGAGUAUGUAUGGCAAUAGUAGAUACAAAUUGCUAUCUUUGGUGAGACAUUUGAUUUUAAUCAGUCAAUAUUGUGAGGAAAUAUAAACCUGUCUUUGUGCAGUGUUUAUACAAUGAAAUAAACCUUGCCAAUAAAGGAAAUCUAUUUUAUGAAAA
Messenger RNA from Sardina pilchardus (European sardine), 1912 nucleotides. RefSeq names its product carbonic anhydrase (gene cahz). Gene Ontology annotation, biological process: carbon dioxide transport; regulation of pH. Gene Ontology annotation, molecular function: zinc ion binding; carbonate dehydratase activity. The transcript has 7 exons. The coding region runs from base 132 to 914 and encodes 260 amino acids. The record is from RefSeq and is a predicted model, not a curated record. Lineage: Eukaryota; Metazoa; Chordata; Actinopteri; Clupeiformes; Clupeidae.